This is a messenger RNA of Alternaria viburni, 1656 nucleotides long. It is a transcript of the gene CNA1, whose product is annotated as 3',5'-cyclic-nucleotide phosphodiesterase (PDEase) (3':5'-CNP). NCBI's taxonomy places the organism in Eukaryota, Fungi, Ascomycota, Dothideomycetes, Pleosporales, Pleosporaceae. The transcript is spliced from 5 exons. Bases 1 to 1656 code for a protein of 551 amino acids. Gene Ontology annotation, cellular component: calcineurin complex; cytoplasm. Gene Ontology annotation, molecular function: calmodulin-dependent protein phosphatase activity; calmodulin binding. Gene Ontology annotation, biological process: fungal-type cell wall organization; calcineurin-mediated signaling. The record is from RefSeq and is a predicted model, not a curated record.
AUGGAGAACCAACCGCAGGACGUCGACCAGUCCAAGUACAUUGACAAUGCUAUUCGCGCCGUCCGUGAGAAGAAGCCGCUCCCUGAGAUUGACUUCACCCUGCAUACUAUGGAGGAUGGAAACCAAGUGAGCACCCAGGAACGUGUAUGCAAAGACGUACAAGCACCCGCCUUCCACCCGCCCACCGACGAGCAAUUCUUCUCUCCCCAAGAUCGCACAAAGCCCAACAUCCAAUUCCUGAAGCAGCACUUCUAUCGCGAAGGUCGCUUGACCGAACAACAGGCGCUAUGGAUCAUAAAGAAAGGCACAGAGAUCCUCAAGUCGGAACCCAACAUGCUGGAGAUGGACGCACCCAUUACCGUGUGCGGUGAUGUUCACGGCCAAUACUACGAUCUCAUGAAGCUGUUUGAAGUCGGUGGCGACCCAGCAGAGACGCGCUACCUCUUCUUGGGAGACUACGUCGAUCGCGGCUAUUUCAGUAUAGAGUGUGUUUUGUACCUCUGGUCGCUCAAGAUCUGGUACCCCAACACCCUCUGGCUUCUCCGAGGAAAUCACGAGUGCCGCCAUUUGACCGACUACUUCACAUUCAAGCUCGAAUGCAAGCACAAGUACUCCGAGGCCGUGUACGAGGCCUGCAUGGACUCGUUCUGCGCACUCCCCUUAGCGGCUGUUAUGAACAAGCAGUUCUUGUGUAUACACGGUGGAUUGAGUCCCGAGCUCCACACUCUGGACGACUUGAAGAGCAUUGACCGUUUCCGCGAGCCACCUACCCACGGCCUCAUGUGCGAUAUUCUCUGGGCUGAUCCUCUCGAAGAAUUCGGCCAGGAGAAGACCAACGACUUCUUCGUUCACAACCACGUCCGCGGAUGCUCAUACUUCUUUUCGUACCCCGCUGCGUGCGCUUUCCUCGAGAAAAACAACCUUCUGUCAAUCAUUCGUGCACACGAGGCGCAAGAUGCUGGAUACCGAAUGUACAGGAAAACACGGACGACUGGUUUCCCCAGUGUCAUGACAAUUUUCAGCGCGCCGAACUACCUCGACGUAUACAACAACAAGGCUGCGGUUCUGAAGUACGAGAACAACGUCAUGAACAUCCGACAGUUCAACUGCACACCGCAUCCGUACUGGCUGCCUAACUUUAUGGACGUCUUCACAUGGUCAUUGCCAUUUGUUGGCGAAAAGAUUACUGACAUGCUCAUUGCGAUCCUAAACACCUGUUCGAAGGAGGAGCUCGAAGAGGAGACGCCCAGCUCUCUGGCUUCCGGUCCAUCGUCGCCACCCCUCUCCAGUCUCGACCCAGAUUCGACCGAGUUCAAGCGACGUGCGAUCAAAAACAAGAUUCUGGCGAUUGGUCGCCUCUCUCGUGUGUUCCAAGUGCUGCGCGAGGAGUCUGAGCGUGUCACUGAGCUCAAGACUGCAUCGGGUGGUCGACUUCCCGCGGGUACGCUCAUGCUCGGUGCGGAGGGAAUCAAGCAGGCGAUCCACAGCUUCGAGGACGCACGCAAGGUCGAUUUGCAGAACGAGAGGCUCCCGCCGAGCCACGAGGAGGUGCGAAAGUCUCAGGAGGUUAGCCGAGAGCAGGCUCUCGAGAAGGCCACCAAAGAAGCCGACAAUGACCAAGGUCUCGCGACUGUCGCAAGACGCAUCAGCAUGUAA